AUGAACGACGUCUCCAACAAGGAGAACGUCCUCCGCACACCAACCACCCUCAACAAGAGAAAGUCGUACUCCAUUCUCUCGCCUGUAACCAGCAGCUACAAUCUUAACAAACCCGUCUUGAGAGCCAAACAGGACAAAAUCAAAAAUGAGAGAGUCAUAAGUGAAUCGACAGGCCUUGUCAAGUUCGCCUUGUCGACAAGCAAACCUCCGUCGUCUCUAUCUUCUCCCUUCUCCUCUACGCCGUCGCAGAACACCUCCACAUCUGUCACUCCUGUCAGAUCUGGCUUGCCCGUUUAUAUCCCCAUUGACAAUAAAGUUGUCCAUAAAGUCCAAAAAGAAGAAACAGACUACAGAUUCAUCCAAGAUGAGCUCUUACAACAGUACGCCCAAAUACAAAGAGAAAUGAUGGAAUACGAAAAGAAAAUCGAACUAUGCAAAUUUGAACUCUUGGAAAUCUCCACGAAAUUAGAAUCUUGCAAGAGGGAUGAGAUGGUGGCAGAAAUCAGGAAACAGAGAACUCCUUCCAACGACCUCGACCUCUACAAGAAGGUCCAUCAGCAAACAGAAUCACAAAUAAAUUCCAUAGAAAAAGAAUUCUCGGUGUCUCAUCCGGAAGAAACUGUCUUUAUAGACUCUUUAAAGAAAAGAGCCUCUACUGUAUUCUCCAUUAACAAUUCAAAUGUCAACAAUGUUCAAACUUCAGAAAUUGAAUUGAAGUUAAAUACCUUGAAGAACAAAGCAUCUACUAUGUUCAAUGCAUCUAACAUUACAAACACAUUUGAAGAAUUGAGUCAAAAUGUGAACAAGAAGGCAUCCACCAUUUUCCAGGUUCCAUCAAAAGAAAGUGAUAUUCAAGGCUUGCUAAACUCAUCAAACGAGAAGUUCGAUGAGAUAUCCCAUAAGACUUCAAAGUUCUUCAACGAUGUUGUCAAUAACUUAUCGCCAAAGAAAACUGAAUCUACAAACAAGAAUACCCUCUUCAACACCAAGAUAAAUUACACACUCAAUAACCUUUCGAAGAAUUUCAAUCUCAACUUCAACAAGAAACAGGAUGAAGAUCAGGAGAAGGAGUUAAUUUUCAACAGCUCUUUCAACUUUGAUAACUUGAACCUCAACGAAACUCCUAUCACAGAAGUCUUCCUGCCAAACGAUGAUAACAUAGACAGUUUGAGGAUUAUAUAUGAAGACGAUGAUGAUCAGGAUAUUGUUGAUAUUGACGAUUGCAAUA
Scheffersomyces stipitis CBS 6054 is the source of this 1228-nucleotide messenger RNA. RefSeq lists its product as uncharacterized. The transcript has a single exon. The record is from RefSeq and is a predicted model, not a curated record. NCBI's taxonomy places the organism in Eukaryota, Fungi, Ascomycota, Pichiomycetes, Serinales, Debaryomycetaceae. The annotation marks the transcript as partial.